AUGGCGGUGGAUCUGACCCCGAGGCAGCCGGCGAAGGCGUACGGUGGCGAGGGCGGCGCCUACUACGAGUGGAGCCCAGCCGAGCUGCCCAUGCUCGGUGUCGCCUCCAUCGGCGCAGCCAAGCUCUCGCUCGCCGCCGGCGGCAUGUCCCUCCCCAGCUACUCCGACUCCGCAAAGGUCGCCUACGUCCUCCAAGGCAAGGGAACCUGUGGCAUCGUCCUGCCUGAGGCCACCAAGGAGAAGGUGGUCGCCGUCAAGGAGGGUGACGCUCUGGCGCUCCCGUUCGGCGUGGUCACCUGGUGGCACAACACCCCGGGGUCUGCGACGGAGCUCGUCAUCCUCUUCCUUGGCGACACCUCCAAGGGCCACAUGCCCGGCCAGUUCACCAACUUCCAGCUCACGGGCGCCAGCGGCAUCUUCACCGGCUUCUCCACAGAGUUCGUCGGCCGCGCCUGGGACCUCAAGCAGAAUGACGCGGCCAAGCUCGUCUCCAGCCAGCCAGCCUCCGGCAUCGUCAAGCUCUUGGCCGGGCAGAAGCUCCCCGAGCCUGUCGCAGAGGACCGCAAGGACAUGGCGCUCAACUGCCUGGAGGCCAAGCUCGACGUGGACAUCCCCAAGGGCGGCCGUGUGGUGGUGCUCAACACGGCCAACCUGCCGCUUGUUAAGGAGGUCGGGCUGGGGGCUGACCUGGUCAGGAUCGACGCCCACUCCAUGUGCUCCCCUGGAUUCUCGUGCGAUUCGGCGUACCAGGUCACGUAUAUCGUCCGUGGCAGCGGGCGCGUGCAGGUCGUCGGCCCGGACGGCAAGCGUGUGCUGGAGACCCGCAUCGAGGGCGGCAGCCUCUUCAUCGUGCCCCGCUUCCACGUUGUGUCCAAGAUCGCUGAUGCCUCUGGCAUGGAGUGGUUCUCCAUCAUCACCACCCCCAACCCGAUCUUCAGCCACCUGGCGGGGAAGACAUCGGUGUGGAAGGCCAUCUCGCCGGAGGUGCUGGAGGCGUCAUUCAACACGACGCCGGAGAUGGAGAAGCUCUUCCGGUCCAGGAGGCUUGACUCCGAGAUCUUCUUCGCCCCCAACUAG
Messenger RNA from Triticum turgidum subsp. durum (durum wheat), 1077 nucleotides. Lineage: Eukaryota; Viridiplantae; Streptophyta; Magnoliopsida; Poales; Poaceae. The record is from the annotation of a GenBank genome assembly.